UCUCCCCGUCGUCAAAACAACAGACGUCUGGCCGACACAGCAUUUCUUGGACCAUUCUAACCAAACAAGCGAUUUAUCUAGCUAAUGUUGUCGCUGCUAACGUUAGCGUCAACAUCGAUGCAACGACGGUUGCAGGGGGUAGUUACCGUUUCGCGGUGUUUACUGUGAACGUGUUAAGCACGGCGAGGUUUUGAAAAAAUAAAGGAAACGGCUUCGGCUAGCUGCAACACUGACGUUAGCUAGCCUAGCAGGAGGUGGAUAUACGGAGGUGUGUAUGUUCACAAAGAAGGAAAAGGAUAGACCGACCAGGGUGGAGAAAAACAACCCGCUAGUUAUGGAGUAGCUAGCUAGUUUAGGUGUCGGCUCGACGGACAGAGAGAGAUAAUCCAACCCAGCUAGUUAUGGCCAUGUCUCUGAUCCAGGCAUGCCGCAGUUUGGCCCUAUCUACAUGGCUCUUGUCGUUUUGUUUCGUCCACCUCCUCUGUUUGGAUUUCACCGUCGCCGAGAGAGAAGAGUGGUACACAGCCUUCAUCAAUAUCACCUACAAAGACCCGGUCACCUCCAAGGUCCGGACGGAGAAGACUGAAUGCGGCCGAUAUGGGGAACACUCACUGAAACGCGACGCCAAAGGAGUCGUGGUGCUUCCGUCUCUCUCCCAGGACAGGCAAGCCUGUGAUCCGGAUACUCGGUUCGCGGUUCCGGUCCAAGGCAGUGCGUGGAUAGCCCUGAUAGCCAGUGGAAACUGCACCUUUAAAGACAAGAUUCGACAUGCGGCGAACCAAAACGCCACGGCCAUCGUCAUAUUCAACGUUGGAUCCAGCAACGUCAACGAUACAAUCACCAUGCCAUAUUCAGGUAUGGGUGACGUGGUCGCCAUCAUGAUCCCAGAACCUAAAGGUUGCGAGGUUGCUGCUCUGCUUGAGCAGAACGUCACGGUAACCAUGCACAUCACCAUAGGAACGCGUAACCUCCAGAAGUACGUGAGCAGGACCUCGGUGGUGUUCGUCUCCAUCUCCUUCAUCAUCCUGAUGAUCAUCUCUCUGGCCUGGCUAGUCUUCUACUACAUACAGAGGUUUAGAUACGCCAACGCACGAGACCGUAACCAGAGGCGUCUAGGAGAUGCAGCUAAGAAGGCCAUCAGUAAACUGCAGGUCAGGACCAUCAGGAAAGGAGACCGGGAGACAGAGACAGACUUUGAUAACUGUGCCGUGUGUAUCGAGGGCUACAAGCCAAAUGAUGUGGUCAGGAUACUACCCUGCAGACAUCUGUUCCAUAAGAACUGUGUGGACCCCUGGCUGCUGGACCACAGGACCUGCCCAAUGUGCAAGAUGAACAUCCUCAAAGCACUGGGCAUCGCUUUAAAUGCAGAAUGUCUGGACGACGUGCCAUUGGACUAUGAGAUGAUGGGUGUGGGUGGUGGUGGUGGUGGUGGGGGGGUCGGGGGGUCUGGGCCUAGAGGCUGUGGUGUCAGGAGGGUCCAGUGA
Coregonus clupeaformis (lake whitefish) is the source of this 1484-nucleotide messenger RNA. Its product is annotated as RING finger protein 150. The record is from RefSeq and is a predicted model, not a curated record. The transcript has 5 exons. Lineage: Eukaryota; Metazoa; Chordata; Actinopteri; Salmoniformes; Salmonidae. The coding region runs from base 402 to 1484 and encodes 360 amino acids.